GGUCCUUUCAUAAAACUAGCCUGAACUACCUUACCUCAGCACAGUCAAGAAGAGGCAGCAACACGAGCGCACCGUCAGUGGACCCUCUGCUUUUACAUCACUUGUGUGCAUAAAGAAGUUGUUUUUCACGCAACAGCAUCUCCAAGCAGCAUUUUCAUUUCACCGCGUGAUUUCCAAUGUAUAAGAUGGAAUAUUCUUACCUGAACUCAUCUGCUUACGAGUCUUGCAUGGCUGGAAUGGACACUUCCAGUCUCGCAUCAGCUUAUGCAGACUUCAGUUCCUGCAGCCAAGCCAGUGGAUUUCAAUAUAACCCCAUCCGGACUACCUUCGGGCCAACGGCCGGGUGUCCCUCACUGACACCCGGCACCUGCAGCCUAGGCCCCCUACGAGACCACCAAAGCAGCGCGUACUCUGCAGUUCCAUAUAAGCUGUUCACGGACCAUGGCGGUUUGAAUGAGAAGCGGAAACAGAGGCGCAUAAGAACCACCUUCACCAGCGCACAACUGAAAGAACUGGAGCGCGUUUUCGCUGAGACGCACUACCCAGACAUCUAUACACGCGAGGAACUUGCUCUUAAAAUAGACCUGACUGAAGCGCGUGUGCAGGUUUGGUUCCAAAACAGGCGUGCAAAAUUUCGCAAGCAAGAGCGCGCAGUUGCUGCUGUAUCUGCCGCAAAAAACGGAUCCUCUGGAAAGAAACCAGACUCACGCGAGGAAGACAACAAAGAAUCUAAAGUCACCGAUCCGGAUAGCACAGGAGGGCCUGGGUCAAACCCAAAUCCAACUUCCACCUGUGGUGGACUCAGCCCUUCCCCGGGGAUAGCAACAGGCACCGGACAUAUGGAGUCUGUCAAGACGUCGCCAAGUGGAAACCUCGUAGGCACCACGUCCAGUCCUGGAUGGGCGUCGCCUGCAAGUGGAAUCUCAAAUUUGCCGGACUCUCUGGGUGGACCGUUCGCCAACGUUCUCUCUUCCUUGCAAAGACAAAACGGCAACAAGGCAGGAAUGGUAAAGAUGUUCUGAUGAUACCACAUUUGACCUGUGGAGAGCGUCCAGGAGAAAACACUUGAGGUAACACACAUUUCAUGCGAAACGAAGAACAUCUACAAGGAUUUGCGGAUCAUUUACUUUACGCAUGGACAGAUGUGUUUAUUAGUAAUUUUCUAGAGACGAUAGGCUAUAGAUCUCUCGGGCGCACACAAUGUGUGUGUGCUGAACAUGAAGUUCCCAGCACUUUUCUUUUGAGGGUAAAGUAUACCCUGCAGUAUUCUCCAUGUGUCGCCUUAGCUGUUGUGCCUAAUGUGAGAUAGAACUGUUUUUAACUAGUCAGAUUUUGAGCUGUGUCCAUUUUUACUGCAAGACUGAUACACCCAAGCCGUAUAAUGUAUUUCAAAUGGGCUUCAAUAUUGUGCUCGGAUUUUUAAGUCUAGUAUCUGGGCAUGUUUACCAAAAUGCAGUGCAACCUGCAUAUAAGCCUACCUACCCUCAACCCUAUACAACUAAUGUGUAGAAAGGGGUGAUUGCGAUUAUGGGUUUUCAAUAUUAAUCUACAGUUUAAAAGUAUAUUUAUUUGUAAUAUUUAUUUAUUAAUAUGGUGUUUUAUUUAAAGGUGAAAUGAUAGGACAUGUUUUUUAUUGCGUUUUAGAUAUAGAAUGAACAUCAACAGACCUAAAUCCAA
This is a messenger RNA of Alosa sapidissima (American shad), 1677 nucleotides long. RefSeq names its product paired mesoderm homeobox protein 2B-like. NCBI's taxonomy places the organism in Eukaryota, Metazoa, Chordata, Actinopteri, Clupeiformes, Clupeidae. Gene Ontology annotation, molecular function: DNA-binding transcription factor activity, RNA polymerase II-specific; RNA polymerase II transcription regulatory region sequence-specific DNA binding. The coding region runs from base 177 to 1022 and encodes 281 amino acids. Gene Ontology annotation, biological process: regulation of transcription by RNA polymerase II. The transcript is spliced from 3 exons. The record is from RefSeq and is a predicted model, not a curated record.